AUGGUUUCUGCCAAGUCAACUAAGCCUGCCUCCACGAAGGCAAAGACUCCGAAGUCUACCACCAGCAAGGCUAACGCUAAGCCUAUUGCGUCUCAUCCCUCGUGGAAAGAAAUGAUAACGGAAUGUAUUGUUAACCACAAAGAAGAGGCACGCUCUGGAGUUUCUCGUGCUACGAUCAAGAAGUAUAUCAGCGAGAAGUACAAGCUUGACAUCGAGGGUGCAAAUGCAUCACAACUCAACCGAGCUCUUACGCACGGUGCUGAGAAGGGCGUCUUUGCGUUCCCGAAGGGUCCGUCUGGCAAAGUGAAGCUUGCCCCGAAGAACAAACCUACUCCCGCCAAUGAGAAUGUACAGCCUGCUCCUGCGAAAGAACCUGCAACCAUCAAGAAGGCUGCAGCGAAGGCUCCGGCCAAAGCACCUACGAAGGCAUCUUCUAAGACAACCGUCAAGUCUUCUGCUAAGGCGGCAGCAGCACCUCUGAAAAAGACGCCCAGGGCUUCUGCUCCUGCGAAGAAGUCUGCGUCAAAGGCAGCCCCUGCUCCUGCGAAGAAGUCAACGAGGCCGGCUCCGACAACUAAGAAGACAAGUAGUGCGAAGGCGGAGAAUAAGAAGGCGGCAGUGAAGGCAGCGGCAACGAAGGCGAAGGCGAAGAGUGCUGCAAAACCGAGGUCAAGAUCGAGGAAGACACCAGUCGUCUAA
Messenger RNA from Postia placenta MAD-698-R-SB12, 699 nucleotides. RefSeq lists its product as hypothetical. Lineage: Eukaryota; Fungi; Basidiomycota; Agaricomycetes; Polyporales; Adustoporiaceae. Bases 1 to 699 code for a protein of 232 amino acids. Gene Ontology annotation, biological process: nucleosome assembly. The record is from RefSeq and is a predicted model, not a curated record. The transcript is spliced from 6 exons. Gene Ontology annotation, cellular component: nucleosome. Gene Ontology annotation, molecular function: DNA binding.